Molecule: messenger RNA, 966 nt
Organism: Triticum aestivum (bread wheat)
Lineage: Eukaryota; Viridiplantae; Streptophyta; Magnoliopsida; Poales; Poaceae
Exons: 2
Coding region: 459-878 (139 amino acids)
Source: RefSeq, a predicted model, not a curated record
CCGAGAUCCGAACACCCAGCCUUAGGCCGCCAACCUCUGUUGGAAGAGAUGACCACCACCGCCGGCUGCACUGGUCAGAACAGAUCUGAUCGUAGGUGCCGCCGACGAGACCACCAGGCCCUCCACGCCGCCGUCGUCGAUCUGAAGGCAGCAUGCACGCCGCCGCAGCCAAGCCGGCCGCCGUCGACCGCAGCCGCCGCCGCCGCCCAAAGGGCUAUCCGGAGCGCCCGCAGCCCUGGCCUCCGCCGCGCCAAGCAGUCGCCGUCCGUGGACGGGCCGGCCUCCCGCCGCCUGCCGCCAUCCGCCGCACCGCAGAUCCCAGAUCGGUCGCGCCACCACACGCCUUGGGGUCCUCCCCACCCCGGAGACGCGCGAGAGAGGAGAUCCCCCGCCACCGCCGUCGGCCCCCGGGCUUAGCCCGGCGGCGGCGGCUAGGUUUCUAGCCGCCUGAGUCGCCCAUGGGGAGGACGACGCGGGCGUUGUUUGACCAGGGGGAGGCUAGCGGCUGUGCCGGAGGUUCAGGAUCUUGCACCAUGGAGGAGGCAGUGAGGCAGCUCAUAGAGGAGGGAAUAGCAGCAGCAGCAGCGUCUGCGGGCGGCUGCUUAGUUGUUGCCCUUAUUGGUGGUGCUGUCAGACUCCUACAAUCUAUCAAUGAGCGGCGAGGGAUUUCGCUGAGCAUGGAGCACCGGUUGGUCGAUUUCCUGGAUGGAAUCAUUUUUCUGAGUCUAAGCUUGUUGGUGCCAGGGCAACAUAUGGCACAAAAUAAUGAUUGGCCAAGGCAGGCUAAUGGAGAAUGGUUGCAUCUGAGGCACGUGACAGACGGUGGAACUGCGGCUAUGCAUGAGAGGUAUGGGGGUAAUGGAGGCAGAUUCACAUGAGAAGAUUGUGGGACAAAUAAAUAGCAGCAGGAUGAGCAAUGCCUGGGGCGACCACUCAGUCCUCAUUGCUGGUGUUGUCGGACGCCUA